AUGUUGCACUCCAGCUUCGUCCUCCUGGCCGCGCUAGCCUCCUGCGCAACAGCAAACCCGUUGCCGGAGGCGAACAAGCUCGUUUCCCGACACUGGUCAAAACCGGGACACGGACACCACCAUGACGACUUGUUCAACCUGACCAUCUUCCACACUAACGACGUCCAUGCUCACCUGGACGAAUACAAGUUGAGCGGUGCUAGCUGCACUGAUCCGACUGUUGGCUGCGUCGGCGGUUAUGCGCGGAUCAAGGACAAGGUUGACGAGUUGAGGCCAGGCGUCAAGAACAGCCUGCUCUUGGAUGCCGGAGACGAGUUCCAGGGAACCUUGUUCUUCUCGGUCCUUGGAGCGUACCCCAUCUCGGAGACCAUAAACCAGCUGGGUUUCGACGCGUUCGUACCAGGCAACCAUGAGUUUGACCGUGGCGACGACUACCUUGCUGCUUUCCUGAAUAACCUAACAUUCCCUACCGUCUGCGCCAACAUCAAGACGAACAACACCGCCCUGCGGAAAGCGAUCAAGCCUUACCACAUCUUUGAGCACCUCGACGUCGCCGUCAUCGGACUCACCACCAAUACCACCACGACCAUCUCGAACCCGGACCCCGGCACGACCUUCACCGACCAUGUCCAGGCGAUGCAGCAUGCCAUCGACGAGAUCCACCGGACCACGAACAUCAAGCGCAUCAUCGCGAUGACCCACAUCGGCUACUCCUUUGACAAGAUCCUCGCGCAGCAGACGCGGGGCCUCUACAUGAUCGUCGGCGGACACUCGCACACCCUGCUCGGCAACAUCACUGGUGCCUUGGGCCCUUACCCGACCAUCGAGACCAAUCUCGACGGCGACGAGGUAUUCAUCACCCAAGCGUACCGCUGGGGCGAAUACCUCGGAUACAUCGACAUCAGCUUCGACCAUCAGGGCAAGGUCGUCGCCUACGAGGGCGCGCCGAUUCACAUGACGAACGCCACCGGCCAGGACGCAAAGCUCGAGGCGCAAAUCAAAACAUGGGCCGAGUCCUUCGCCGCGUACGAGUCGGAGGUCGUCGGCGUCUCGCUCGUCGAUCUCGACCAGUCGACGUGCCAAAAGAUGGAAUGCACGCAGGGCGACGUCCUCGCGGAUGCGAUAUUUGAGUACGCGCGGAACCAGUCGCUUGCCCCCGACCUCGCGCUCAUCAACGCCGGCACGAUCCGCUCCGGGAUCGAUGCGGGUGACGUGACGAUGGGCGAGAUCCUGACUAGCUACCCGUUCGGGAACGCGGUCACGACGCUACAGCUCACGGGAGACGUGCUCAACAAGGUGUUCGAGGGUAUCGCGAGCGCGACGAGUGUGUUUAACUCGGAGGAGGUCACGAGCUUUGUCCAGGUCUCCGUCAACGUCGAGUUCGUCUACGACCCUACUGCUGCUGUCGGAAGCCGGCUCGUUUCGCUCCAUGUCAACGGCACCGCGCUGGAUGCCGAUACGACGUAUACGGUCGUCACGUCCGACUACGUAGCGGGCGGAGGAGACAACUUCGUUGAGGAGCAGGCUGGCUUCGAGGUCCUCGACACCUUGGACGAAGUGUUUGCGGCCUACGUCGGAGCCCACACUCCGGUAAAUGUGACAUUGGAUGGACGUAUCUCGAACGGCACGACGCUGUCAAGUCGGGAAUGGAGGCAUUCCGCGCUGUUUAGAAAGCAGCUUUGACAGAAUCAUCGUAGAUCUUCUGGCUCUGUCAUGAGGGAAUACAA
Messenger RNA from Punctularia strigosozonata HHB-11173 SS5, 1727 nucleotides. Its product is annotated as Metallo-dependent phosphatase. Gene Ontology annotation, biological process: nucleotide catabolic process. NCBI's taxonomy places the organism in Eukaryota, Fungi, Basidiomycota, Agaricomycetes, Corticiales, Punctulariaceae. Gene Ontology annotation, molecular function: hydrolase activity. The transcript is spliced from 8 exons. The coding region runs from base 1 to 1683 and encodes 560 amino acids. The record is from RefSeq and is a predicted model, not a curated record.